Molecule: messenger RNA, 1500 nt
Organism: Leptosia nina
Lineage: Eukaryota; Metazoa; Arthropoda; Insecta; Lepidoptera; Pieridae
Source: the annotation of a GenBank genome assembly
AUGGUCCUGGAAAAUAAGCAGGACGACGACUCAGACACCAACAUGAAUUCCGCAGUCAGCACAGAGUCCAUGGACAUGGCCGAAGAGGAUAUGUCACAAGUGGAUGGUUGUGGACUUAGUGGUGCGUCUGAGGACGAUGAGGAGUGUGCGUCCUCCCCGGCUGGUUCCGCCUACGAAGACGCCGGGGACGUCAUCAAGAGCGCCAUGAGUGAUGAGGUCACCAAGCAGCUUGCUGCAGCUGGUCCAGUGGGAAUGGCCGCGGCAGCUGCCAUUGCGUCUUCAAAGAAACGCAAACGACCACACUCCUUUGAGACAAACCCCUCAGUCAGGAAGCGACAUCAGAAUCGGCUGCUAAGAAAAUUGAGACAAACAAUAGAAGAGUUUGCGACCCGCGUCGGGCAGCAGGCGGUGGUGCUGGUCGCGACACCAGGCAAGCCCAACACGUCGUACCGAGUUUUCGGGGCAAAACCGCUAGAGGACGUUGUGCGCAACCUUCGCUGCAUGAUUAUGGAGGAGCUCGAGAAUGCCCUUGCGCAGCAGUUCGGGCUGGGCUCGGGCCCGCAGGCGCCGCCCCCGCCGCAAGAGGACCCCUCGCUCUUCGAGCUGCCACCCCUUAUCAUCGACGGCAUCCCUACCCCGGUGGAGAAGAUGACGCAGGCGCAGCUCAGGGCCUUCAUACCGCUGAUGCUCAAGUACUCGAUGGUUCGUGGCAAGCCGGGUUGGGGUCGUGAGUCGACACGGCCGCCGUGGUGGCCCAAGGAUCUGCCCUGGGCUAACGUUCGUAUGGAUGCCAGAUCUGAAGAUGAGAAGCAAAAGAUGUCAUGGACGCACGCGCUUCGUCAGAUUGUGAUAAAUUGUUACAAAUAUCACGGACGGGAGGAUCUGUUGCCGGCAUUUACUGAAGACGACGACGAUAAACAUGCGCGACCACUCUCACCGUCGAUGUCCCAAUACGCGCCAGCGGUGCUGCAAACGAUCACGAAUCCAGAUGGAUCAGUGUCGUUGAUCCAAGUGGACCCAAAUAGCCCCAUUAUUACGCUUCCGGACGGAACAACUGCGCAAGUCAUUCACAGCACAGAGGGUGGAGCAGUGGUUAGUGGGUUGGACGGAGAGGGCGUGGCCGUAGACCUCAACGAAGCCGGACUCAACUCAGACACGCAGAUCAUACUCACCACGGACGAUGGGCAUGGUUACCCAGUGUCGGUGUCUGGUGUAAUAACUGUGCCCGUCUCCGCAUCAGUAUACCAGUCGAUGGUGGCUUCCAUGCAACAGCAGGACGGCGUCUGCGUCGCUCCUCUUGUCCAGGUUGAACAGAACGGCGAAGGUCUAGAAGCGCUUUCAAUGGGAGGUGGGGUCGCCCAAGUGAUGCUGCAAGGGGGCGAAGGAGCGCAGGUCCUCCAGGUUUUGAGUCUCAAGGAUGCUUCUGUAUUGACAAAGGCUAUGCAACAGCAUCAGCAGCAGGUAAAGUCAGAACGCGAAGCAGUGGUGGCAGAUUCUUAG